GUAAAGCGAAGCAAGAGCAGCCCUUUCUUUCCAUUCUCGUCAGUGUGUUUUUAUGCGACGGACGCAGAAAACAUACGUCAGUUGAUAGUUAACUACAUUUCCCAUGAGCACCCGCACCCAGUUGAGUUGAAACUACACAAGACAACAUGGCGGGAAUCGCAGCGUUCCUGAAGAAUGUCUGGAAUAAGGAGCCUGUUAUCAUGGCCUCCUGUACUAUUGGAGCGAUAGGUCUUAUUAUUCCAUUUAUCAGCCCCUACACAAAGUAUACAGCAAUGAUCAAUUCAGCUAUGCCGUACAACUACCCAGUCCCUGUGCGAGAUGAUGGAAACAUGCCGGAUGUCCCUGCUCAUCCGAGUGACCCAAAAGGACCAAACUUGGACUGGCUUAAAAAUCUUUAACUUCACAUUCGCACGAUCACUUGUGCCGUUCCUAUUGUUCAUAUGUGUCCGCAAAACUGCUCCACCUAUCACUGUCCCACAAUAAAGAUUUAUUUAAUUCUA
Molecule: messenger RNA, 500 nt
Organism: Cottoperca gobio
Lineage: Eukaryota; Metazoa; Chordata; Actinopteri; Perciformes; Bovichtidae
Gene: ndufa3
Product: NADH:ubiquinone oxidoreductase subunit A3
Exons: 4
Coding region: 147-398 (83 amino acids)
Cellular component (GO): mitochondrial inner membrane; respiratory chain complex I
Source: RefSeq, a predicted model, not a curated record